This is a messenger RNA of Scleropages formosus (Asian bonytongue), 4562 nucleotides long. RefSeq names its product polycomb protein SUZ12-like. The transcript is spliced from 16 exons. Lineage: Eukaryota; Metazoa; Chordata; Actinopteri; Osteoglossiformes; Osteoglossidae. Gene Ontology annotation, molecular function: chromatin DNA binding. Bases 655 to 2787 code for a protein of 710 amino acids. Gene Ontology annotation, cellular component: nucleus; ESC/E(Z) complex; RSC-type complex. The record is from RefSeq and is a predicted model, not a curated record.
UCGAUUGUAACUUUUUCGCGAGGAGAGUUAAACGGGAGUUUUGUCUGUUUUCGGGGGAAACAAUGAUUUCAGAAUAUUUAUUUUAAUCCUUCAAAAUAUCAUUGUGUUCUAUAUUACUUUUAAAUGGCAAGAAAAAAGUAACAGGAGUUUAAAUUACAGUUACAGAAAUACUUUGAAGAAAUCCCGCGACAGUAUUUGAAUCUCACCAUAAAACCGUCUGUCUGUGACUGUACUAAUUCUUUCAUGGCUUCUUCCGAGGCUGUAGCUACAGAGCUACUAAUAUAGCUACCUAGCUAGCUAACCGUGUUUUUUUGGAUAGCUAGUUAGUUUUUCGACAGACGUCGGUUUCUGUUGUUUUUCCGUACAUUUGAUCUUGUACAAAUAAAUUGUCUUCUAGUAGCUCAUCAUAUCCCGGGGCCGUAGACUACGUAGUUUACAGACACAACGGGUAAAUUUUAUAUUCUUCAGAGUCGGAUCAUAAUGCAUUGCUAGCUGCCAGGCUAGCUGCCGAACAGUCUAUUUCAUGUUUUUUGGGAAGGAAAUAGAAGCUAGUUAGACCUUCGUGUCCUUUGUUUCAGAAAGGACGCGCUUAUUUUUUAUUUUUAUUUUAGAGAUAGAAAUAUAUACAGUUGAGUUGGUGUGGUUUGACGCAUCAUGGCUCCCCAGAAGCACGGUUCGGGCGGCGGUUCUGGCCCCGGUUCGGGCUGCGGUGCCGGCAGUAAGGCGAACGGCGGGAUGUACCCGUCCUCCGGCGUCGUCAUGGCCGCGGUGAAGAAGCCCAAGAUGGAACUAAUUCAAGCAGACCAUGAGCUCUUCUUACAGGCCUUCGAAAAGCCAACCCAAAUUUACAGAUUUCUUCGCACCAGGAAUCUUAUUGCGCCAAUAUUCUUGCACAGAACACUUACAUAUAUGUCACAUCGAAACUCAAGAACAAAUGCCAAAAGGAAGUCUUUCAAAGUGGAUGACAUGCUAUUUAAAGUGGAAAAAAUGAGAGGAGAGCAGGAGUCGCACAGUGUUGCAUCACAUCUUCAACUUACUUUCACUGGAUUCUUCCAUAAAAUUGAAAAGCCAUCACAGAACUCAGAGAAUGAACAAAACUCAGUGUCUUUAGAGGUGCUCCUUGUCAAAGUUUGCCACAAAAAGCGGAAGGAUGUCAGCUGUCCAGUCAAGCAAGUGCCUACAGGGAAGAAGCAGGUGCCUUUGAACCCUGACUCCAGCCAAAGCAAGCCAGGCAACUUUCCCUCGCUGGUAGUCUCCAGCAGCGAGUUUGAGCCCAGCAAUAGCCACAUGGUGAAGUCCUACUCACUGCUCUUCCGAGUGUCACGACCAGGAAGAGGAGAGCUUAAUGGCUUGGCAAAUGGGGAAAUGGAGAACAUUGAUAUGAUGGAAGAACUUCCAAGCAGAAAGAAGAGGAAUGCUACUCACAGAGUAGAUGGAGAGACCACUUAUGUGGCCCAGAUGACAGUCUUUGAUAAAAACAGGCGUUUGCAGCUGCUGGAUGGGGAGUAUGAGGUAUCCAUGCAGGAGAUGGAUGAUUGUCCUGUCAGCAAAAAGAGGGCCACGUGGGAAACCAUUCAGGAUGGCAAGUGGCUGCCCCCAUUCGACACGUUCUCUCAGGGCCCCACGCUGCAGUUUACCCUGCGUUGGACAGACGAGGCUGACGAGCGCUCCACUGCCCCUGUGGCCAAGCCGCUGGCCACGCGCAACUCAGACUCGGCACUGCCAGAAAGCCGGCCUAACACUAUUAGACCUACCGUGGCAGUAGCUGUUAAAGAUUCAAUUACCACAGACAUCCAGACAAGAAAAGAACAGGUUGUUGUUGAACCUCGGCAGAAGCUACGUAUCUUUUAUCAGUUUCUGUACAACAAUAACACACGACAGCAGACGGAGGCCCGUGAUGACGUUCACUGCCCCUGGUGCACUCUGAACUGCCGCAAGCUCUACAGCCUGCUGAAACACCUGAAGCUCUCUCACAGCCGCUUCAUAUUCAACUAUGUGCCUCACCACAAAGGAGCCCGAAUAGAUGUAUCCAUCAAUGAGUGCUAUGAUGGCUCUUAUGUGGGGAACCCUCAGGAUAUCCACAGCCAGCCAGGCUUUGCCUUCAGUCGCAAUGGCCCAGUUAAGAGGACUCCAGUCACGCAUAUCCUGGUCUGUAGGCCAAAGCGCACAAAGCCAAGCCUUUCGGAAUUUCUGGAGUCAGAGGAUGGGGAAUUAGAGCAGCAGCGUACCUAUGUGAGUGGCCACAACCGGCUGUACUUUCACAGCGACAGCUGCCUGCCACUGCGCCCCCAGGAGAUGGAUGUGGACAGUGAGGACGAGCGAGACCCCGAAUGGCUGAGGGAGAAGACUAUUACGCAAAUAGACGAGUUUACGGAUGUGAAUGAGGGUGAGAAGGAGGUGAUGAAGCUCUGGAACCUGCAUGUGAUGAAGCAUGGGUUCAUUGCUGACAAUCAGAUGAACCAGGCCUGUAUGCUGUUCGUGGAGAAGUGUGGCGCACAAAUCAUUGAGAAGAACCUCUGCCGCAACUUCCUCCUUCACCUAGUCAGCAUGCACGACUUCAAUCUGAUCAGUGUGUUGACCAUAGACAAGGCCAUGGCACGUCUGCGGGCGAUGCAACAGCAUGGUGAGGAAGAGGAGGCACCAGGGCCAGCAGAGGAAGAAGAGCCACAGGAAACCACACAAAAUGGCAGCCACUCACCCUCUCCUGCGGACAGAGCAUGCCGCAGCGAUGAUCCUGUUGCGGCCUCAACAGAUGGCCCUAAACAGGCUAAGAGGCAGAAACUUUGAGGGGGCUGUCCUUCAGAAUUGACAGUUUUGGGCUUCCGAGGGAUGUGGCAUAGCAGGUGGGUAGGGUGGGGCAGGGCAGGGCAGGAAUUGGCUGAUGGAGUCAGAGGAAGCCUCUGAAACAGUGGUGUCUACAUUCCAAGCAAGCAGUGGCCAUGGAAAGUAUAGUAUUGGUGUCAGGUGGCACGGCUGGAUGAGUCUUAAUGAUCCGUUUUGGUAAUUUGUUAGCAAGCGUGAGCAUGUCUGACGACAAGAACAGUUUUUUGUAUCGGUACAACAGAACACCACAGUACCACCACAGGUCUUCAUUUCUUUACCAGCAAGUUGCAAUAGUGAUGGGAGCCAUAAUUGCAUAUUGAAAGUGAAAUGAUAUCUUCCAAAUUAAGUAUUUGCAUACCCCUCACCCCACCCCAUCUGCCCCUUGUGUCAUCCCUGAUAUGUCCUGUGAUCAAAAUGUAUUUGAGCACUUCACAGUCCUAUUUCUAGGUGCCUGUUUGGAAAGACAUUGUUUUUAAUAUAUUUUGAAUAGAAACAAAUCUGGGAAUUCGAUUCUAGGUUACUGGCUUUUUUGUCUCCAGAUGGCUAGUCUGAUGUAUUCUUCAAACUUGACAUGAACCUUUUUUUGAGAAAUAUAAACCGUUUUUGUUCUAAAACAGCUCAUUUCUGUGGCACCGAAUGGGGUCUAUCCAGCUCCAACGUGGCAUAGGGUAGUAAUAUGCAGCCCUGCCCAGUCUCUGCAAGAAUGCCACCAAGUGGAGACACAUGCAGUGCAGCACUGGACCUGUUACUGAACUAUAUGCAAGGAUGGUGGUCUGUCCACUGCAAUAUACAGGGUAUAAAACUGUAGACACUAAACAGGAAACAAUCUCUGGCAGUGUUCUGCUGCGUGCAGGAACAUUUAUUAAUUGUGCAAAUGUUUACAGAUUUUUUUCCAUGAAAAUGUGGAUUUUUUUUCUCCCCUUAGUACUAUGGCUAAGUCUUUGGCAUGGCCUAUGAAGUGUUGGUUUUCAAGUUCCGUUUUCCUAUGUGACUGCAAUGGUGUUCAUUGUAUCCUCACCGUUCAUCCACCUAAGGCUCACAACCGCUGCUGUUCCUUAAUACCAUCGUCUUCUCUUAUUCCCAUGUCUAAAAUACCAUCGCUGGAAGGGACCCCCAACCUUUAUUGGAAGUCUUGGAAUACACCUCUGAACUCUCUAGUAGAUCUUGUAUAUACAGUAUGUAUAAUGUGAAAUUUCUACUCAUCAUAGAUAUAAGAAAUGAUAGUUUUAAAAGCAAAAAAUGUGGGCUACAUUCAUCAGGAUCAUGUGUAUGAAAUAUGUAUAAAAACAAAAACGGUAAAAAAAAAAAAAAAAAAAAAAAGAUGAAGAGUUUAGAUUUAGUUUACAGACCAAAGGGGUGAUAUGGGUUUUUUUUUUUUUUAAAUUUUAUUUUAUUUUGUUAUCCUCCGAUUUUUGCCGGAAGAAAUGAGUAACUUUGUAUAUGCCAGGUCAGGUUUUGACAGGCAGGUCACAAUAGAAGUUCUUUAUUCUUUAUCCCCUCGAGUGGCUUUAAUUUGCUGAAGUUGUGCACAAGAAAAUCAUGGAUUGAAUUUCUCUUUGGGAAUACUGGCAUCAUUUGCACACGAUCCAAUGAGCCAGAGAACCCAGAACUUUGGUUUGGGGGGAACAAAAAUCAAGAUUUCAUAAAAUAACAUCAUAAAACCAGCUUAUUGAAGUUGUGAACUUUGUGAUAAAUGGGUUACGGAAAGUUUUGUUUUCUAUUUAAAAUAAAUUUUUUUU